UUCUUUCUUGUUCUAGUUCUUCUCUAAGUCUAAGGUUUCUCUUUACCCAAACUCAUUUAAGUAUUUUAUAAAUAAAAAAAUACUUUGGGCCCAUUUGAGAUGGGUGACAACAAAGGGGAUACAAGCAAGAAGCAGCCGCAACAACAACAAACACAGCAACAGCAACAAAUUUCACCUUCUCCAAACGACCCCCUUGAAGAUCAGUUACUACCAACAGAAAUUACAAGACCACGCCACCAUCAACAGCAGCCUCCACCGGCUGCUGCCCCAUUCAAUAUUCCUGCCCCUUUGUUUGUUCCAAGUGGUGCUGCAACUUCAUCUUCGUCACCCUUUGAUCAGCAACACUUUGAGGCAGCUGUGAACCCCAAGAGACCUAGAUAUACAACAGGGCAAUGGAAGCUCCUACCUUCUCCUUCUUCCCAAACAAAACAAACCCAAAUACCAAUUCUCGCCAAAGAAUCAACCCCAUCCCCAAACCCAAAGAGUACCCAAUUACCCCAACCUCAUGUUACACCUACCAGAGCAGCUUCCUCCUCAGACACAGCUUCAUCACCACCGGCACACUCUCCUCUGCCUUCAUUAUCAGCAACCUCAGGGCAGGACACAAACAAGACCGAGGGAGAUCUUCAAAACCCAGUGCACAACCAUCAAUUCAGAAAGGGAAAGUAUGUGAGCCCAGUUUGGAAACCAAAUGAGAUGUUGUGGUUGGCCAGGGGAUGGAGGAUUCAAUAUCAAGGUGGGCCAGCUGGUGGGUCUUCAGAUCAUGGGUCCGGCUCAUCUUCGAGAACAGAGCAAAUACCAACAGAGACAGGUACCCCUCACACCAGAAGCAAAACAAGAGCUGACAAGGAUAGGGAAGUAGCUGAGUUUCUUCAAAAGCAUGGAGUCAACAGAGACGCAAAAACAGCAGGUACCAAGUGGGAUAAUAUGCUGGGAGAGUUUAGAAAAGUCUACGAGUGGGAGAGAGGGGCUGAGAGAGAACAAGUUGGGAAGAGUUAUUUUAGACUUUCGCCCUACGAGAGAAAGCUGCAUAGGUUGCCUGCCUCUUUUGAUGAAGAGGUUUUUGAGGAACUUUCACAGUUCAUGGGGUCUAGAAUGAGAACACCUCAGAGCAGAUUAGGCUCAGUUGGGGACGAUAGUCGAUCGGCUUUUGUUGUGACAAGAAGUCUAACCCAGCCGCCUUCUUUCAAAGAAGACGAGUUCCCUCCCUCAGGUAGCAAGAAGCAGCUAAUGAUCAUGAGCGGUGGAGGGGAACCGUUUUACCAUGGAGGAAGAGGGACCUUGCUAGGGUUUCAUCAUCAUGAUCAGUCUUCCCUAGACUUCACUGCAGGCCUCUCUUCGUCUUCUGCUUCCAAAGAGCUUCGUCGAAUUGGAAAGAUUCGAAUGACAUGGGAAGAAUUAGUGAGUUUGUGGGCUGAAGAAGGUGAGCACCACCGCGGGAGAGUGAGGCUCCAAGGCUCGAGCUUCUUGAAUGCCGACGAGCUCACUUUCUUUGAUGAUUCCAUGGUUGCUUCCACCAUGGAAGCCUUUGAAGAUGGACCUCUUAGAGGCUUUUCCGUUGAUCGGUUUGUGUCUGGACAAGUAGUCAAAGUCUUUGGCAGAAGAAAGCCUUCAUCAUCUACUUCUGGCUUCAAUGAAAAAGUCCAGCUUUCCUUACCAGAAUCUGCUUCAAGAUCUAUUCCUUCAACCGAAUUUCAAGACCCAACUGAGUACUACGUGGGAUGUCUUGGAGCCCCGCCGCCAUCGCUUCCGAGCUUACCCGAGCUCCAAUGGUACUUACAAGAGCCGCCGCCGGAGGAACUCCGCUUCCCACUCCGAAAAGACGUCUACCGCGACUUACCACAAGGAAAAGAAAUCUUCUUCACCACCUCAACCGAAUUGCUAGACUGUAGAGCCAUCACAUACGACAUCCUUAGCCCCAUCAUCCGAACAAACCCCAGUCUCAGUGCAUCCACUGCCACAAGUAGAGACUCUUUCAUUCCCAUUUGGGACGACUGCAUCAAUAGGCUCGUCUCCAAAUUUUGUUCACUCGAAAUGGUCUUCAUCCGCAGGCCCAACGCUUCAUCACCAACCGAACCCUUACAAGAUCAAUGGCCGAACGUGACGGGGUUUGUUCGAAGUUUUUGUUUAUGGAGAGGAGAAGAAACCGAUCAACUAAGAGACAGCCAUGACAUGAACCCAUCUAGCUCAAUCGUUGAGAAAAUCUUAUGGACCUACAUGGACCUUCCUUACAUAUUCGGCUAUUAUGCAAUUGGUUAUGUGGUGACAUUUUGUGCAUUAAGCCGAUCUCAAGAUCGAAUAAAUCGUACUGAUUUAGCCACCAUUGAUCUGUCCUCACCCUCAGAGAGACUCAAAGCCCUAGUCCCAUGUUAUCGAAUUGCCGGGUUAUUGCCAUUGCUAGCCGAUCGGUGCUUCAACAACACCAAUUGCAACAAAUUGCUUCCCCAUAGUGAUUUCGAGAGACGAGACUUGGGCAAUGGAAGAAACAUAGUCGAAAUGACACCAACUACGGUGACUCGAUUUUUCUCCAACGUUCGAAAAUGGACCGCGGUCAAAGAAAUCUACGAUUUUCUCGACCACAGAAUACCCCAUGCAGAAUUUAUCCACAGGUCGUUGGAAAAAGAUUUGGGUUUGGUGUUCAAGCCAAGAGGGUGCAAGUGCAAGCCUACAAACUGUGAGCAGCUUGUGGAGGCGCUCAAGUACGUGACCAAAGCUUUAGUGGCACUGCACGACUUGUCGUUCAUGCACAGGGACAUAAGCUGGGAGAAAGUGAUGAGGAGAACGGAAAGAGAGAACGAGUGGUUUGUUUGCGGGUUUGAGGAGGCGGUGGGGGCUCCACAGAUAUACCCGCGACGAGCUGUGGCGGCGGGGGAGUCGGCGGCGCGUGUGAGGCACGCACCGGAGAUGGAGAGAGGGUUGCAUGGGGUGAAAGUGGACGUGUGGGGAGUGGGGUAUUUGGUGAGGAACUGUGGGUUGACAGGCGUGCCGAAGAUGCUGAGGGAGCUUCAAAAUCGGUGUUUGGAUCAAAACCCCGAGCAGAGGCCGACCGCAGCCGAUUGUUACCACCACCUGCUGCAGCUGCAGUCCUCUCUGCAGUCAGCCACAGCUGGUGGGGCUCUGAUGUGACCCUCUCUCUCUCUAACACAUCAUUGUUAUUAUGUAUUUAUUAUUAUGAUUAAUGAAUUGGCGUUUGUUAAAGUUAUUUUACUUUUGUAUGUGGUUGGUUUUUAAAUUUGAUACCUUAAAAUGAAGAAAAUGGUUGGGAUUUUCA
Prunus dulcis (almond) is the source of this 3271-nucleotide messenger RNA. RefSeq lists its product as uncharacterized. Bases 100 to 3126 code for a protein of 1008 amino acids. The transcript has 4 exons. The record is from RefSeq and is a predicted model, not a curated record. NCBI's taxonomy places the organism in Eukaryota, Viridiplantae, Streptophyta, Magnoliopsida, Rosales, Rosaceae.